Messenger RNA from Mesorhabditis spiculigera, 861 nucleotides. The record is from the annotation of a GenBank genome assembly. NCBI's taxonomy places the organism in Eukaryota, Metazoa, Nematoda, Chromadorea, Rhabditida, Rhabditidae.
AUGAUGUUCUUGGCUGUCAAGUUUUUAUGCUGGUGUUUGCCGGAAGUCCACAAUCCGCUCAAAUUCUCACGCCCGGAUCUGAGCGACAACCCGGCCGAGCUGAACCGAUUUCACCUGCGGAGGGCCCGCGACUAUUUUCAGCAAUAUCACAGGAAUCGGGCAAGACUGUUCGACUUUUCGAUUACGAUAAUGGCCACCAACAGCCGACAGCACUUCUUGAUGCAGAAUCUCGGCUAUCUGCUCGACGAGUUCCGUUUUGAAAAACGUCCUUACAUUGAGAUCUGCCUAUUGGAGGCGGAUGGGGCGCAAAAUGCCGAGAUUCUCGAAAGCUUCAACCAUUUUAACGUGUCUGACCCUUCAAAAGCUGGUCAGCCGCUUUCCGGACUUUCCGUCGAACGAGACUGGUCAGCCUCCCAGCAGUGUCUGCUGGCAAGCGAUCGAAAUUCACCGUAUGUUUUACUGUUGCAAGAAACGGCCGGGGUUCUUGAUAAUUUUGCGGAAUUGAUGCAGUUAGCUGUAAUCGCGGCGCUCUUCCUCGGAGCCCUCCAUCGAUAUGGUAUCGUCAAAAUGGAUGCGGCAGAUACCCGAAAAACGAUAGUUAAUGCCUGUUGUCUAUACCUAUUCCUAAUCUACCUCCUCUGGCUGGGGAAUGGCGUUGUGUUGCUCCCAAAGCUACGAUACUUCUUCGCUGAUCGCGUGUAUUUGACGACACCAAGACAGGACGACAUGUUGGCCGUUUUGUACAGGACCUCGAUAAUCGACGAUAUUGGCAAAUGCAGCGCCGUCUUUCCGCUUAUGAGAGACUACCGCUUCACCGGCCGCUCCACCGAUUUCAACCUCUUUGCACCGCUUGCCUUCACA